Molecule: messenger RNA, 1388 nt
Organism: Salmo salar (Atlantic salmon)
Lineage: Eukaryota; Metazoa; Chordata; Actinopteri; Salmoniformes; Salmonidae
Product: biogenesis of lysosome-related organelles complex 1 subunit 4
Cellular component (GO): BLOC-1 complex
Source: RefSeq, a predicted model, not a curated record
AGAUUCAACCACGUGACUUAAUCAGCUGACAAUCGUAACACGGUAGCUGAAAACAAAAAUAAACAAAAGGGGGAAAAAAAGAUGGAGCCUAGGAUGGAAAAUAGGGUAGAUAUUCUCUCCCCGCUGGAGGAGUCCAGUGCCGAGGUGAGUCGGGACAGUGGCAUCGUGUCGCAGAGUGUGAGCAGUUUAUCCAUGUUGAGCGAGGCCCUAAGCAAUGGUACCGUGUCGCAAAGCCCCAGCUUCGACGCAGCAGUGUUGCGGAGUCCGAGCUUCAACUCCGAGGAAAGAGACACGGACCCAGACCACAACGAGGAGGAUGAGAUACUGAGACACACUGCCCUCAGUUACUCCUCUUACAUCAGAGAUACUGCUGGAGACGAGAUCCUGGGUUUGGAGAAAAGUCUGGAGGAAAUGCUUACUAGGGUGGAUGAAUUUGUUGGAAUGCUUGACAUGAUCCGCAACGACACAUCGCAGAUUGUCAACGAGAACCUACCUCAAAUACACAGAAAGUCAGAAGAGAUGAGGCAAAUAUACAGAAAGAUUGACAAGUUGGAUGUGUUUGUGAAGAUGGUGGGUGCCAAUGUGAAUGUCAUGGAGGAGCAUGUCACUCAGGCAGAGAAGGAACAAGGAACCCUGCCGGGCGCCUUCAGAAAGAUCUUCCGUACCAUUAGUGUCCCGAGCUUUCUAAAUAAACCAGCCAGCCCCAGAAGGCAGCAGCAUCAGGAGCUUCCCCCAGUGUUGAGAACAGAUGAUUAUUUCACCCCACACCCAGGACACUGAAAGUUUGUCUCAAAUGGCACCCUAUUCCUUACAUAUUGUAUUACCCAUUGUUUUCUGGUCAUCAAUAGUGCACUAUAUAGGGAAUAAGGUGCCAUUUUAGGAGGCUACUUGAAACAGAUACCUGCAGCUGCCACACAUCACACAUGCAAUGGUCAGCCUGACUCCUCUAGGUCAGGUGACCUCAGUCUGCAUGGCUGUCUUGACUGGACCAGAACCAUAGAUGGAUACGGCUCUGGACCUGACUACAGACAAUAAUACUAGUGUCCUCUGGACUGGAGGAUCUGACAGUACAACAGUUUCAACAAGCAAUAUAGUGUUGGCUCUCUCUCACUAUCAAGUGGCUGUGAAGACGCUGAAGAAAUCAGACUGGAUGCGGACACCUGAAAAAGGAAAAUUGUGUUAUUGAUCUAAAGACUUUUCUUCUUCAAGACUCUGUUUUUCAAGUGCCUCUGAGUGUUUCCCUUUAUUUUAUUGCGUGAUCACCUGUUUAAUUAAAUUGCUAUAAGGAAAAUGUUAUUAAUCAUCACACUUGUACUCUCACCAAUAGUAUGAUUUGAAGUAUAUGAUGUUCAAGCUUGAGUAAACCAUAACAUGACGUUUUUAUAAUG